Molecule: messenger RNA, 701 nt
Organism: Penaeus monodon (black tiger shrimp)
Lineage: Eukaryota; Metazoa; Arthropoda; Malacostraca; Decapoda; Penaeidae
Exons: 1
Source: RefSeq, a predicted model, not a curated record
ACAGCGUUCCUCAUCCUUCUGGUUGCCGUCGGCCUCUCCUGCGUCAUGGUAGCGCACGCCUCGCCUACCAUAGGUCUGCUGGCCGGCUACGGCGCCCUCAGAAAAUCCCGAUACCAACCCAAGCGGCGCUUCCACGGACCUGGCUAUGGGCGAUACCACGGUCAUGGAUACAAGGCCCCUCGCAGGAGGUACCGGCCGCGCUUCGGCCGCUCAGUCGAAGCGCUCUCUGACGAGGAGGAAAGCCUGAUCCUGUCCACCGUGGCACACCUGGAUCCCGAAGGCUGCAUUCCCAAGACGCUGUGCCUCCUGGAGGCGAAGGAUGAGUCGGAUCGCUCGCAGGACGAGACCCGGCUGCUGGAGAUCUUCGCCAACAAAACUCGAGGCCUCACCUCCUAUAGCGCCACCCCCGUCCUCGCCACACAAUUAGGUGCUAACGCGCAGGACUCGGCCGCCUGCAAGAAGCUCUUCCCCAAGUGUUCGCUCGACGAGGAAGAGCUGAUCGAAGUCCUGAAUCUGGCGUGGGGCUGCGACUGCGACUCGGACCAGAGCCAGGACUCACGUUUGCUCUAGGGUGCGCGGCGAGGCACGCACGUAGCUUAUAUUAAGCUGAAUAUAUCAUUAUGUUACCUGGACAUUGCCUACUUUUAUUAGUAAAUUGUUAUAUAUUUUACAUUGUUUCAUUUACGGAAUAAACUCGCUAU